This is a messenger RNA of Vicia villosa (hairy vetch), 1722 nucleotides long. RefSeq names its product CBBY-like protein. The record is from RefSeq and is a predicted model, not a curated record. Gene Ontology annotation, molecular function: hydrolase activity. The transcript has 12 exons. Bases 117 to 1268 code for a protein of 383 amino acids. NCBI's taxonomy places the organism in Eukaryota, Viridiplantae, Streptophyta, Magnoliopsida, Fabales, Fabaceae.
AAAACAGAAAAGAUGAGUAGAUAUCACGAUGCGAGUCAAUCGUGAGUUUGGCAUUGAAAAAUAUCAGACUGAAAAAGAAUUUUAGCUAGUAGGUAAGUUGCUUAAUAGGGGUUACAAUGGCAACAACAGCAACACAGUCACUAACUACUUCAUGUUCAAUUCUUUCUCCGCAUAUAUCUCUACAACGCAUUCGCAUUCCCCGCAUAUUCAACUACAAUAACACGUGUAACUUUCCCAAAGCCACAACGAACGUAACCGUUUCCCAUCAAUUUUCCCCUUUCCAUUUUCCCGGUAAAUCUCCGCGCCACACUACCGCCGUCAUCGCCGCUUCAUCCGCCGACGACAGCGGGACCACGUCUCAAGAUCUCGCCGUUCUUCUCGAAGUCGACGGGGUUCUUGUGGAUGCAUACCGUGUAGGGAAUCGCAUAGCCUUCAAUAAAGCAUUUGAGAAACUUGGACUUGAUUGUGCGAGCUGGAACGAACCUGUCUAUUCAGAUCUUUUAAGAAGAAGCAUUGGAGAUGAGGAAAAAAUGCUAUUCUUGUAUUUUAAUCGAAUCGGGUGGCCUUCGUCAUUACCCACAAAUGAGAAGGGACUCUUUACAAAAAGUGUUUUACUGGAAAAGGAAAAGGCUUUGGAAGAGUUUGUGACAUCAAAAAGUCUACCUCUACGGCCUGGUGUUGAACAGUUUAUUGAUGAUGCAUACAAUGAAGGAAUUCCAGUGGUAGUAUUAACAGCCUACACUAAAAGUGGUGAUAAUAUUGCGAGGACCAUAUUAGAAAAGCUUGGUAAUGAUCGAAGCAACAAGGUGACUGUUGUGGGGAUUAAGGAGGCUGAGCAAAGUUUAUAUGGCCAACUCAUCUCAGGAAAGGUGAUUGCUCAUGGUUUGGAUGAAGAGCUUGCUAAGGAAGCCAGAAGAGCAGCUUCUGCUGAGAAACAAAGACUGGCAAAGGAGGUAGCAUCCAUGCUAAAUUUGAGUGUUGCGAUUGAUACUGGCUUAUCUGAAAGUCUAGAUAAGAUUGUGACUGCACUACAUGCGGGAGCCGAAUGUGCAAGGCUACCUAUCUCCAACUGUGUCCUUGUUGCAGGAAGCCAAUCUGGAGCAGCUGGAGCUGAACGGGCAGGCAUGCCGUGUGUUGUUCUACGGAGCAGUUUGACAUCUAAAGCUGAGUUCCCGUUAGCAAUUGCCACUAUGGAUGGGUUUGGAGGUGGAGAUCUGACCAUUUCAAAAUUACGCAAUCUAUGCCAGAAGAAACAACCAAAGGAUUGAAUGAGUUUUAUAUCCAUUACUCGCAAGAAAUUCAAAAUAAGAACCAAGUACCCACUUGCUCUGGAUUUGAAGCCGGCAAGCAAAAGGAACGUGCCUCUAGAAAAGGAGUGUAAGAUAGGUGUCUUCGGAGACAAUUUUUGCUGGUACGAUGAUUCUUAUCAUUUUGUAUUGAUAUUUGGUGCUUCAUUAGCAAAUCCACAUUAUAGGAUGAAGCAAACGAUAAUAAUUUAUCAUGUGACUUUUAGUUUUUUCUGUGUGAGAUCUAAGAAAAAACUAUUCUUAUGAGUCAUUUUGGCUGCAAAAAAGCUUUAACUGCAGUUGCUGAGUAAAUAUCAUUGUAAUCUGAUGUGAUGCUGCAAUUUGAACAGAGCUGAGAUACAUGAUGAUUAUGUAUUUCUCACUUGAAUGUGGCACCUUGGCAAGUUAAAAAUUAAAUGCGGAUCUUAGUGUGUUA